CAAGGUUAGGAUCGGGGUGUGUGCGCCUGCGCGGGUAACCUGCCUAGGGGCACACCGAUGAUUUCAGACUGCAUUUCUACCCACUCUUCCAACCUUUCCAGCUCACGCUUCUCUGCCCUCCCUCUCUGCCCCUGCCCAUUUGGGUGCACAGAUAUAAACCCUCCAGCCAAUAUGUUUCCUUUGGGGGACUGGAAGGUUUGCCUGGAGGGUUCGCAUGGCUCCUGUCUCAUCCCAACGCUUUCCCUAGAGACGGAGCAAGGGUAUUUCCUGGCGGCUGCUCCCGGUGAGCUCACACCGUGGGCACUCCUUCAGAGCUAGAGCGGCAGGGCAGGUUACUGCUCCAGCUUUGCUAGAAACCUCGGAGCUCCCGACGCUUCGCCUCACCGCGUGGAAGUGGUGCUGGUCCGUCUCAGGGGAACACAGGUGGCCCGACAAUGCCGAGCAUAUUUUCCUACCAGAGCGCCGAAGUCGACUGGUGCGAAGGCAACUUUGAGCGCUCGACGAUCAUUGCGGAGUACUACAACACCAUCAGCAAUGUAAGCUUCUUUGUCCUUUCUCCUGCUCUGGUCUACCUGAACCGGCAGUACUGUCAGCAACGCGCCUUGCCCUUGUAUUUUGUCUCUGGCCUGCUCUUCUGCGUAGGUAUCUUCUCCAUGUACUUUCACAUGACCCUGAGCUAUGUGGGACAACUCUUGGAUGAGCUCUCCAUCCUCUGGACGCUGGCUGUGGCAUAUUCCUUUUGGUACCCAAAGGUUUACUUCCCCAGGUGCAUCAAGAGCAGGAAGCAUUUCUUCUGGUUGAGUGGUGUCACCACCGUGAUCAGUACCUUGAUGUCCUUCAUCAAACCAGCCUUCAAUGCCUACGCGCUCAACUGCAUCGCCUUCCACCUCCUGUACCUGACGUGGUGUGAGCUGAAAAAGUGCAAUGACAAAAGGGUUCACCGGAUGGCUGCAGCCAUGGUCGUGUGGUGGGUACUGGCCAUCAGCAGCUGGAUAAGCGAUAGGUGGCUCUGCGGGCUCUGGCAGGCGAUCAACUUCCCCUACUUCCACAGCUUCUGGCAUGUGCUGAUAGCCAUGUCCCUCCUAUACUGCUGCCCACUGGUCAUCUACUUUGACGUCAACUACGAGAUGCCGUCGUUCAAGCCAAAGCUCGGAUAUUGGCCCAGCGACUCUUGGCCUGUUGUGGUGCCUUACAUUACUCUGGAGGAACCCCACAAGCAGUGCUAG
This is a messenger RNA of Grus americana (Whooping crane), 1226 nucleotides long. It is a transcript of the gene ACER1, whose product is annotated as alkaline ceramidase 1. Gene Ontology annotation, cellular component: membrane. NCBI's taxonomy places the organism in Eukaryota, Metazoa, Chordata, Aves, Gruiformes, Gruidae. Gene Ontology annotation, molecular function: hydrolase activity, acting on carbon-nitrogen (but not peptide) bonds, in linear amides. Bases 435 to 1226 code for a protein of 263 amino acids. The transcript is spliced from 7 exons. Gene Ontology annotation, biological process: ceramide metabolic process. The record is from RefSeq and is a predicted model, not a curated record.